GUGUGAAUCUCACUGAUCCAGAGUCAGUCUCUCCCGCACAUCCGGGUGUCGCCUCCACAGCGCAGACUCGUGCGGUGAUUGCAGCUCUGCGUUUCCGCGUUAGCAGCGGGGGGAACCAGCCGAGGGGAGGGAACGGAACACACCGAAGAUUGGCCAAAUCUAACCGGAUUACUCUGCCCGUGUAGUGAUUAAAAUGAAAACCAAGUGACACUCGACCCUCCGGUCCGUGUUUUAGGGAAUGAGUGUGGGAUUAUGGCGCGAGACUGGAUGACAACACUGUCUGACAUGUGAGGACGAGCACAACAACAGUGUGUCCGUGUAUGCACAUCUCUGCGUUCGUUUCGCAUUCGCUGGAAAACAACAUGAAGAAGUUUAAUAUCAGGAAGGUGUUGGACGGAUUGACCGCGGCGUCUUCUUCCUCCUCCUCUGCCGCCGCCGCGUCCCCUCAGUCGGGGAAUGACAUGAUUCAGGAGACCCUGCAGUCCGAGCAUUUCCAGCUCUGCAAGACAGUGCGGCAUGGCUUUCCCUAUCAACCCUCCUCCAUGGCUUUCGACCCUGUGCAGAAAAUCCUGGCUAUUGGCACACAGAGUGGAGCCCUGAGACUAUUUGGCCGAGCAGGAGUUGAGUGUUACUGUCAGCAUGAGAGCGGAUCCGCUGUCAUCCAGCUGGAGUUUCUUGUCAAUGUAGGGGCGCUGGUUAGUGCUCUGGCAGAUGACAGUAUUCAUUUGUGGAAUUUGAGGCAAAAGCUUCCAGCCGUUCUCCAUUCUCUUAAAUUUAAUCGGGAGAGGAUCACGUUUUGCCAUUUGCCUUUCCAGAGUAAAUGGCUGUAUGUGGGCACGGAAAGAGGGAACAUUCAUAUCGUCAACGUGGAGUCCUUCACCCUCUCAGGCUAUGUGAUCAUGUGGAACAAAGCCAUUGAACUUUCAUCAAAGACUCACCCUGGACCAGUAGUUCACAUCAGCGAUAACCCCAUGGAUGAAGGAAAACUUUUAAUUGGUUUUGAAUGUGGGAUAGUUGUGCUGUGGGACUUGAAAUCGAAGAAGGCAGACUACCGCUACAACUAUGAUGAGGCGAUCCACUCUGUGGCUUGGCAUCACGAGGGGAAACAGUUUGUGUGCAGUCACUCGGAUGGCACACUUACCACAUGGAAUGUGCGCGCUCCUGCCAAGCCUGCCCAGAUCAUUACACCGCAUGGUAAACAGCCAAAGGAUGGGAAGAAGCCGGAGCCUUGCAAACCCAUCUUAAAAGUGGAGUACAAAACCACCAGAGCAGGGGACCCAUUCAUGAUACUGUGUGGAGGUUUGUCAUAUGAUACAGUGGGUAGGCGAGCCUGUCUGACUGUGAUGCAUGGGAAAAGCACUGCAGUGCUGGAGAUGGACUACCCCAUAGUGGAUUUCCUUACGCUGUGUGAAACCCCAUAUCCAAACGAUUUCCAGGAGCCUUAUGCAGUUGUUGUCCUACUGGAGAAGGAUUUGGUUGUUAUUGACCUUGCACAAAUUGGGUAUCCCAUCUUUGAGAACCCGUACCCUCUAUCCAUCCACGAGUCUCCGGUGACCUGCUGCGAAUAUUUUGCAGACUGUCCAGCCGAAGCAAUCCCUGCACUUUACUCUGUUGGCUCCAGACAGAAAAGACAGGGCUUCAGUAAGAAGGAAUGGCCCAUAAGUGCAGGUAACUGGGGCCAGGGAACACUGAGUUUCUCAGAGAUUAUCAUCACUGGGCAUGCUGAUGGAUCGAUCAAGUUUUGGGAUGCCUCAGCUUUAAUGCUUCAAGUGUUGUAUAAGCUGAAAACAGCGAAGGUGUUUGACAAGCCCCGGAGUAAAGAGGAGAAAUCCAGCACUGAUAUUGUGGAUGAGGAUCCAUUCGCCAUCCAGAUGCUGUCCUGGUGUCCGGAGAGCCGUGUGCUGUGUGUGGCUGGAGUAUCGGCUCAUGUUAUAGUCUACAGGUUCAGCAAACAGGAAGUCACCACCGAAGUGGUUCAGCUGUUGGAGGUGCGUAUGCAGUGUGAGCUGAAUGAAGUGGAAUCUCCAGAGGGUGGAGGAGACCAGGCGUCGGCUGUUUCCACCCCAGGAACUGCACCCAGCCCUCAGACCAGCCUGCCUCAGUCUCACCCCUCCACAAGCAGCAACAACUCCUGCGACGGCCUUCGGGAUAACGUGCCCUGCCUCAAGGUCAGGAGUUCCCCUCUCAAACAGUUUCCCGGUUAUCAUGUGGAGCUGCUCAUUCAGCUGGUGUGGGUCAGCGGGGAGCCACCACAGCAGAUCACCAGCCUGGCCAUCAACUCUGCGUAUGGCCUAGUCGCUUUUGGCAAUGGAAACGGCCUUGCAGUUGUUGAUUACAUUCAGAAAACUCUCCUUCUGAACGUGACCACCGCCGAACUGUACGGCUCUACAGAUCCUCACCACAGACAACCACGCUCACCCCGCAAAACCAGACAGCCCUCAGCAGACACUCUGCAUAAGAAGUCUUGCAUGUCCGGCCUCUCUAACUUUUAUUCUGAAUCAGUGAAAAAGCUUCGUUCUUCUUACCUCAGUCUUUGUGAUGGUAAUGAUGCAUCAGCUGCCCCAGAAGAAAGAUGCAAAUCACCAACCUCAGGCUCCGGUUCACCGUGCAAUUCUGAUGAAGACAGCAAACAAAAGUUCAUUGAGAGGGUGAAGACCAAAAGCAAGCGGAUAUCCAAGACUGUUGCCAAUGACUUUGCUAAGAUAUCCCGGAAAAUUAACAUGCUUGCUGAUCAGAAAGAUGAUGCCAGAGACAACUCAUUCAGCCGCUCGCGCAGCUCCAGUGUGACCAGCAUUGACAGAGAGUCACGGGAGGUCAUUUCCUCCUUUUACUUUUGCGACUCUCUGUCCAAGAAGAGCGAGACGCUGGCAGUACCCAGUCUGUGGGUGGGCACCUCACUGGGCAGCAUGUUGGCCAUCGCCCUCACCGUUCCCUCCACACCAGAGCAGAGGAUGCAACAGCCUGUGGGCGUUUCUUUCUGUGGUUCAGUUGUGCGCUUGAAGGGAGCUAUUCUGCGUAUGGCCCAGCUGGAUGCCAGCGGGACUGUCCUUCCUCAUAUUUAUGAGCCCUGGUAUGAGCCCAACGCCCCUGAAGAGGAGAGAGAGCGGCCACGGAGACGCAGACCCACGUCCCCUCCGUCAUCUCAGGAGAACCAGGACUGUCAGUACGCCGUGGUCUGCUCUGAGAAACAGGCCAAGGUGGUGGCGCUGCCCUCCCAACACUGCAUCUUUGAACACAACAUCACUGAAGCAUCCUUUGUGCUUAGAGCCGAUGUGGUUACGAUGACGGCCGGGGUUGCCAUCGCCUGUUUCUGUGCCAACGGCCACAUCAUGACCCUCAGUUUGCCCAGCCUGCGGCCAUUGCUGGAUGUGAACUACCUUCCUCUGACGGACAUGAGGAUAGCCAGAACCUUCUGUUUCUCAAACCAAGGCCAAGCCCUGUACCUCACAUCGCCCACUGAGAUCCAAAGAAUCACCUAUAGCCAGGAAACCUGUGAAAACCUGCAGGAGAUGCUUGGAGAGAUGUUUACUCUAGUGGAGACACCAGAAGCUCCAAACAGAGGCUUCUUCAAGGGCUUGUUUGGAGGCGGCGCUCAGUCCUUGGACAGAGAGGAUCUGUUUGGAGAGGUGGCUGCUGGGAAGGCCUCACGCAGCCUAGCCCAGCACAUCCCGGGUCCUGGUGGUAUGGAGGGAAUGAAGGGGGCGGCGUCAGGUGUGGUGGGAGAGCUGGCGCGGGCGAGGAUAGCGCUGGAUGAGAGAGGACAGAAACUGGGAGAGCUGGAGGAGAGGACGGCAGCCAUGAUGGCCAGCGCAGACUCCUUCUCCAAACAUGCGCAUGAUAUGAUGCUGAAAUACAAGGACAAGAAAUGGUACCAGCUCUGAGGGCCUGUAGGGAGUCAGCAGAAGACAGCAGAUCCAUCAUCUCUCCUCGGUUUCUUCCUUCUCUUCUCUUCUCUUUCCCUCUCUGUGAUGUCUUGAGACUCGGCACAACGUCCCGCGGCAUUACCUCCAGCAGAGGAGACAGGAGGCGAAGGAUCCAGACAAGCCAAACGCAUCGGGACGGGAUUACCAGGCACUAAAGUUUCCUCUUCUGAAAACAAAAAGCCGCGGUUCUUGUCUUGUAGAGGUGGCUUUUCACCGGUGCUGCCCCGUUGUUUACCGUCAUCCGCCCCACGCUGUCAUUUUCACUGCCAUUCGAUCUGCGAAGGAAACUACACAGAGAAAGACAACGAAUGAAAUAGAGACUAACGUGUGCAGCAUUGCCAAGCUUAAUGCUUCUGAUAAUCUGUCACUAGUGCAAGAAAACAUUGCAUGUCUAGUGAUUUCAUGUAGGAAAUUAGUGCGUUUUAUUGUUUUGUUUUUUUAGGAAAGGGGGCACUGUAAAAAGCGAUUUCUAGACUUGAACAGCCAUUAGUUGACUUUACUUUAAAAAGGGAGUAAACCCGUUGCUUUUAAAGUGAGUAGUUAACUUAA
Molecule: messenger RNA, 4472 nt
Organism: Danio rerio (zebrafish)
Lineage: Eukaryota; Metazoa; Chordata; Actinopteri; Cypriniformes; Danionidae
Source: RefSeq, a predicted model, not a curated record